This is a messenger RNA of Enhydra lutris kenyoni (northern sea otter), 3217 nucleotides long. Its product is annotated as centrosomal protein 95. Lineage: Eukaryota; Metazoa; Chordata; Mammalia; Carnivora; Mustelidae. Gene Ontology annotation, cellular component: centrosome; spindle pole. The record is from RefSeq and is a predicted model, not a curated record. The transcript is spliced from 20 exons. The coding region runs from base 599 to 3049 and encodes 816 amino acids.
UCGUCUUUCCACCCCUCAAGGAAGCCACCCGCCCUUUCCCAGGUCCAGCCCAGCCGACAAAAUGGCCAGCACAGGCCAACCCACUCUGCCCACUUGGAGAUGUUUACGUCUUCAAAGAGCUUUCACGCCCCUAACCAAGUGAGACGGGAAGGCGGAGCCUGACAUUGUCACGUGGCUGCUCCCGCCCAUCGGCUAAGCGAACCGCACUACUUCGCCACUUGGCGUCGGCGGAGGAAUACGAAACAAAUAGCUCACCGGAAGUGCCGUACUAAUGCCCCCGGGAGACCGCCCAGGGCUGCUGAGUGACCCGGGCUGUCAAACCCACCCACCUGAGAAUCCCUUAGCGGGAUCUUGCCCGCGGAGAAUGGUAUCCAGAGCCCACAAACCGCCGCCUCGGCUCGUGCUGCGAUAGGAAGUGUUCCCGUGAUGACCAAUCAGCAGCGACAAGCCGUUUUAACGUCCCUCCCCCUCUCACCCACUGCCCUUUAGUUUCGUUUGCCCCCCCCACCUUAGCAGUGCGUCUGCGCUUUGAGGCCCUUCCGGGACUCCGUCCACCGCGCGCCCAGCUGGGGGUCCAGCGGUGACCCGCCUCCAUGACAUGGCUGGCUCAGAGGCUGAGUGGAUAAUCGUUGCCAAUAACCUUCUUUUAAAAUGUCAUAUACACCUAAGGAUACGAGAACUAGAAGAUUGUGAUGCUAAUGUUUUUAUUGCCCUUUACCAAUCCAUUUUGGGAGAAAAGGUACCAGACCUCAUAGCUAUUCCCAGGAGUCAAGAGGAUGAAGCUCACAAUGUACAAGCAGUAAUUGAUUCACUGGCCUUGGAUUACCUACAAGUCAGCUUGUCUCACAUAACAGGAGAAAAUAUAGUGAGAGGAGAUAAAGAAUCUAUUAAGAAUCUGCUAGAAAUAUUUGAUGGGUUGCUGGAGUAUCUUACAGAACACAUCAGUGAGACAUCUCAUGAGAAAAGUGAAACUGGACAGAGUUUUAAAGAAUCCCAUCAAGGAGAACUUUUGGAAGAGCCAGAAAGUACUAAGGAAUCCAAGUCAUCAUGGAAAAGGGUUUCUUUUGAGAGGUGCUCCUUGUCAUCUGAGGCUUUGGGCCCCUCUUGGGAUGGAGAUGAAACAGAAUCCACCGGUGAAAUAAUUAGACUGGGAGACACGGCACACACCUUUUCUCUCAGAAGUAAUGGUGCCGAAGGCCCUAAUGAAAUGCAGUCCAAAAAAGCCUCAACCGUAUUGUAUGAAGAAGCAUUGCACCCUCCCUUAUCUAGUUUUUUGUCCAAGAACAGAACAUCCUUUGUUGAAAACAUGGAAAUUCCUUCUGUGGAUGUGAUUCCAAGUGCUAGGAAGCUAGGGGAGCCUAUUCGAUCAGCUAUUCCUUUACAUCCACCCUACCACCCUUCAGAGCCUCGAGCACCCUGUCCCAUAGGAAAGGAAUACUUGCGUUCAAGUCACAUCUCCCCUGCCAUGAAUUCUACUGGAGAGGACACAGCAUUUUCUGUGGACUCAGAUAAUAAAGUUCUCUUAACUUCUAAGUUGCCUAAAGAUAGCAAACAGGAAAUGUGUUCAGCUCAGAUCCAAGGCCCUAGGACAAGGAAGUUUCCCAAAGGAAAAAGAUAUGAAAGCAGACCUGCAGUCUCAUCCUGGGAUUCAGUCCUCUCCCAGAGGCCAAGAAAGAGGUUAACAGAACAAGAAUUACAUUCAGUUUCUGAGAAACUCUCUCAACGGCUCUCUGAACUAGAUUGGAUGUUAAAAAGUGCCCUGGGUGAUCGAAUUAAAGAUAAGACUGACUAUGAAGAAGACGGUAUUGGAAAUGAAGAGAUGGAGAGUAGGAAGGAUGAAACCCUGUCUCAGCACAGUGACAGCAUCAUGGAGUAUGGGCCGAAGAAGCGAAGGCCAGGACUUUCCACGCAUAGAAAGCCACCCUACAGAUCUCAUUCGCUCUCUCCAUCUCCAGUUAACAAAAAUACACCGUUCCAUAUAGAGAGAAAACGUCAGCGAAAGCCAAAAGAAACAGAUAUUCGCCAAUUCCAAGCAAAGGCACUAACUGAAGCAUUUGAAAGGGAACUAAGAAGAAAUAAAGUUCAAGAGAAUAUUGGAUCUCUAGGAAUAAAUGAGGAGGAAACAGAAAAAACAUACAGAGAAGCUGCUCAUAAAGGAACUCCAAAACGUAGUCAGCCCUGGAAGACUUACUCUAGAAAAACCACAACUCCAAGUCCAAGAGGUGGCUUGCCAAAGCCAAAUAAAGCAGUUCCAAUGAAAGUAAAUGAACACAGUCUCCUGCCCCUCAUGCUGGAGCAGUUUCCAUUUCUCUCUGUUUCUGGCCAAACACUAAGCAAAAUGUGGAAACAGCAAAUUACACAGGUUGAACAGCUCAAAAAAGAUGCAUAUAGAGAAAAUCGAUCAAAGAAAAAACUCCAGGAUGAAAUAGAAGAAGCCUUAAAAAGGCAUGACCUGCUUACUGCACUUGUCAAGAAAGAAUAUGAACAUAACAAGAGACUGCAAGACUUCAAGGACCGCAUUCAUAGGCAGAAGUUGACACAGUCAAAGAUAACAGAAAAUCGGCAGCAGAUCGUCCGUGCCCGAAAAUACUACGAUGAUUACAGAGUUCAGUUGCGUGCAAAAAUGAUGCGAAUGAGGACCCGGGAAGAAAUGAUAUUUAAGAAAUUGUUUGAAGAAGGUUUACAAAUUCAAAAGCAAAGAUUACGAGACCUAAGAAACUAUGCCAGAGAAAAACGAGCUGAACAAAAGAUACAGCACCAGAAUGAACUAGACUCGAUGGAGAACUACUAUAAAGACCAGUUUUCAUUGCUGGCAGAAGCCAUAUCACAAGAACGUCAGGAACUCAAAGCCAGAGAGAAAUCCCAGGCCCAGACAUUGUAUAAGGUGAAGAGGGAGCUGAGAUCGAAGAUGGAGAAGGAAAUUCAGCAACUGCAGCACAUGAUAACCCAGAACGACGAGGACUCUUUCUUCCGGGAAUUAGAAGCUGAGCGCUUCAGAGCUCGGCUUCAUCUGGCUUCUUUUCAGUACAGUAAGAAUCCCUUCCUCUGAGGCCCGAUUUUAUAAGUGCUUUCUGGAAGCCUUGACUAGGACAGAGCUAGAACUGAGCCAGUAAAGAGUCUAAACCAGGAGACUCAUUUCUAUAUGCCUUACUUAUAUAUUCACUCCAAUACUUGUUAUGACGUAAUUUUUUUAAAUAAAAAUCAUUUUCUCCAAGUA